Molecule: messenger RNA, 1698 nt
Organism: Girardinichthys multiradiatus
Lineage: Eukaryota; Metazoa; Chordata; Actinopteri; Cyprinodontiformes; Goodeidae
Gene: laynb
Product: layilin b
Exons: 7
Coding region: 281-1384 (367 amino acids)
Molecular function (GO): hyaluronic acid binding
Source: RefSeq, a predicted model, not a curated record
CAUGCAUAAUAAUCCUGUAAGCGUUUAACUUAAAGAAAAAACACGUUAAAGUGUAAAGUGCUUUGUAUAAUCUUGGACUUUCUUUCCCGAUGUAUUUUUUUUUUAAUCAGACGCCAUAUGCACGCCUUCAGGACUCGACCCAUUUCUUUUUUCUUUUUACAUACUGGUCUUUUCCCACUGCCAUUAUUCCAGUUUGUGAAUCACUGGAUCUGGAAGUGAAGUUUAGUUUCCCCCAGUAGUUAAACAGCAGCGCGUCAGAACAUCGAGUUAACAUGUUGAAAUGGAUUUUAUGAGGCUUUUCGGCACCGUUAUCGCCGUUUUGUUUCACCCUGGAUCCGCUUCGAAAAUACAUGGCCAGAAAAUCUGCAGACGUGGGACAGAGCGCCCAUGCUAUAGGGCAUCCUACAUCCAGGACAGCAGGAGGAGGUUGACGUUUGAUGAUGCCAGGCAGUCCUGCAGGUCAGAGGGAGGUGAGCUGCUCAGCAUUGAGACAGAGAGCGAGCAGCGGCUGAUAGAGAGCUUUAUACAAAAGCUGAGGGUUGGAGAUGGGGAUUUUUGGAUCGGGCUCCAACGCAGCCUGCAGCAUCACAGGACAGGGAAUAGUAACCCAGGGUGUCCCUCGCGGUACUAUUGGGUCGAUGGAAGCAAGGCCAAGUACAGGAACUGGAACUGGGAUGAGCCAUCAUGUGGCACUGAAAUGUGUGUGGUAUUGUACCACCAGCCCACUGCACCAACUGAUGAAGAAGGCCAUUUCCUUUUUAAGUGGAAUGAUGACAACUGCAGCUCCAAGAACAACUUUGUCUGCAAAUACAGGGAAGAGAAAAUACCGGUAUAUACAGGUGACAGGAUCCUAGUACAACCAGUUCCAUCUAUGAGGCCAAACAUAUCUAUAGAAGGGGAUGUGAGGAUAACCAUAGGAUCACCUGAGUCUUCGGUAUCUUUCUCAGACAACAGCCUCUAUGUUCCGUAUAUCCUCUAUGCCACUAUUCCUGCUCUCCUGCUAUUGUUGCUCUUAGCAGCUGGUGGGUUCUUCUGCUACAGACAGCAUGCAAAAAGGAGGAAGACAGAGACAGAGAGCUUCCACAGCAGAUCAAAGCAGCUGAUGCCAACAGCAGCUUCUUCUUCCUCCGUACAAGGGCCUUAUGCCUUUAGUGACAUUACUAAACUCCCUCAUGCUGCUCUGGACUGCAGAAUGCAGGCAGAAAUCAUGACAAAAUACUCCUGCCCACCUUCACAUGAUGCACAGUAUGCCGAUUAUGAGAAUGUGACGUGUUCAGAGAAGGAGACUGGCUUUGUGACCAAUGACAUCUACGAGAUGUCCAGAACUCACAGUCAGCACUGCUGUAGUCAGACUGGAUGGGUGGAAAAUGAGAUCUAUGGGUAAUAUUGUUUAUGUUGAUCUGAGCUCUGGAAAUGUCUGUGAACUUUGAAUUAUUAACAGAACAUUAUUAAGGUUGGAAAAGGAACAUAUACUGGUCUAUAUCCCUUUCUUACUACAUAUCUUGCUAGUUUACCUGUGCGGUACGGGAUCACUAAAUUUACAAUUAAAUAGGCCUGGUUUAUGGCCUGGCUUUAAAGUGUGAAUUUAUUCCUCGUGUUUGAACAUUUCUCUUUUGGUCAGUUACUAUAUAACAAUAUAUUAGGAAAGCAUAUUUGUAAAACCUUUUUAAAUAAAUACUGAUAUUAAUCAAAACAAAA